Molecule: messenger RNA, 1128 nt
Organism: Eimeria acervulina
Lineage: Eukaryota; Apicomplexa; Conoidasida; Eucoccidiorida; Eimeriidae
Product: RuvB-like 1, putative
Exons: 7
Coding region: 1-1128 (375 amino acids)
Biological process (GO): regulation of transcription by RNA polymerase II; box C/D snoRNP assembly; chromatin remodeling
Cellular component (GO): Ino80 complex; Swr1 complex; R2TP complex
Molecular function (GO): DNA helicase activity; ATP binding
Source: RefSeq, a predicted model, not a curated record
AUGGAGGAGGACCCCAAACCUGCAGCAGCUGCAGCUCCACCGUCCAGUGAAGGCGUGAAGGUCACAACUUCGGGAUUGACGAAGCAGCAACAACAAAGAGUAGCGGCUCACAGCCACAUUCGUUCCCUGGGCUUGGCAGCAGAUGGCACCGCAUUGCCACAGGGGGGAGGUAUGGUGGGUCAGCUGGAGGCGAGGGAGGCUGCCGGCAUUAUUGUGGAUUUGAUAAAGGCUCGCAAGCUAGCUGGUCAAGCGUUGCUGUUGGCGGGGCCUGUGAGUUCUGGGAAGACGGCAUUGGCGAUGGGCAUAUGCGGACAGUUGGGGACGGGGGUUCCUUUUGUGCCGCUGGCGGCGUCGGCUGUCUACAGCAGUGAAGUGAAAAAGACAGAAGUGCUCCUUGAGCACUGUAGAAGAGCUCUAGGCCUUCGUAUUCGAGAGGUUAAAGAGGUGUUUGAGGGAGAGGUUGUUCAGCUGGCCGCCGAGGAGGCUGAAAACCCUCAUGGGGGCUUCGGUAUUGUGAAGCGCGUGGGCCGCAGUGAUGCGUUUGCGACGGAGUUUGACCUCGAGGCUGAGGAUUUCGUCCCGGUUCCCAAAGGCAAUGUGGAAAAGAAGAAAGAAGUCGUUCAAACUGUAUCCCUGCAUGACCUUGACGUCGCUAACUCCAAACCACAGGUCCACAUGCUGGAUAUCGAAUGCUUCUCCUUCCUAAAUCGCGUUCUGGAGUCGCCGAUGAGUCCUAUAAUCAUUUUUGCUACCAAUCGGGGAGUCAGCACCGUACGUGGCACGGAUUCGGUAGAGCCUCACGGCAUGCCCGUGGACCUUCUUGACCGCCUGCUUAUUAUAAAAACACAGCCAUACACCGUUUCGGAAGUGGUGCAAGUGAUACAGCUACGUGCAGCGGUAGAGCGCGUUAGCCUCUCUCCCGGUGCGCUGGAAGCCAUCGGAGAGAUCGGCGCACAGACAUCUUUGCGCUUUGCGCUGCAACUUUUGGAGCCCUGCCGUCUUGCAGCGGAGGCUAGGGGUUCAGAAAUAGUCGAGGCGAGUGAUGUUGCGGACGUCGACGCCUUAUUCCUCGAUGCCAAGGCCUCUGCGCUGAGGCUUGCGGAACAGGCGCAUCGCUUCCCCUCCUAG